Messenger RNA from Falco peregrinus (peregrine falcon), 9613 nucleotides. Its product is annotated as disintegrin and metalloproteinase domain-containing protein 20. The transcript has a single exon. Bases 5761 to 7920 code for a protein of 719 amino acids. NCBI's taxonomy places the organism in Eukaryota, Metazoa, Chordata, Aves, Falconiformes, Falconidae. Gene Ontology annotation, biological process: male gonad development; proteolysis. The record is from RefSeq and is a predicted model, not a curated record. Gene Ontology annotation, molecular function: metalloendopeptidase activity. Gene Ontology annotation, cellular component: plasma membrane; external side of plasma membrane; sperm head plasma membrane.
AAAGGUCUGUACAUAGCAAACAAUGUGGACAGGAAGGAAGACUAAGAUAUGCUUAGAUAAGUGUUUCAAAUUCAUUUUGAGGUUAUAAGAGACUUUUUCUGUUUCAGUAACUUAAAACAGCUGUAGCUGAGUAGCUAUUGAAUGAUGGAAAGACCCAUGUAAUUUUUGUCCUGUAACCCAAAGCUGUAACAUUUAAGAUGUAGAUAAGCCAAUAGCUGUUUGCCGUUGAUGCAUAUACAGAUCUUAAAUUCAUAUGUCACUGUACUUAAGUGUGUAUUAGCUUUGUUUCAUACUGUGUGGGUGAAAUUUGAACAGCUGUUUUCUCCAAAUGUUGAUAAGAAGUAGAUAAUAAGCUAGUGUGAACUCUUAAAUCAAGUGAAGAUACACAAAUUGGUUAUUCUGGGUUGCUCAAAACAAGGCAGAGGUAAUUAUUCAGCAUUGAUUAAUUACAAGGUAGUGUGAAUACACUUAGAACAAAAAAGUGUUGACUCUUUCUUGUAUUAAAGAAAUUCCUCUGAAAGCAAGGAGUUCAAGAAGCACAAAAACUAUCCUCUCACCCACCCCCAUGAUGGAAGGGGGGAUCUCCAGAAACGAGGCAUGAGUGGUGAGGAACCUCAGGAACCCUUGCUGGAUUUUUGAUGUUCAGUAUAAAGUCCUUGGAAAUGGCCAUUAAAGGAGCUCAAUUUCUCUGUAGUUAGUCAUAUUACUAGUAACCUAUAUGUCAUUUGGAAAAAAUUAAACAAGACGGACGACUAGGCUGCACUGUAAUGAAGAUCUAGGGUGUUCUGGUUUUGUUGAGGUUUUUUAUUGGUUGAGGGACAAAAGUUAAUUACUUAUACACCAAGGAAAGAUUCAACAUUACUAGCAGAAGAAAGAUGUCUUGCUUAUUGCUGAAGGCACAUACAACUGUGGUCAAAAAUGGAUACCAGAACACAUAGCAUGAGCAAAGUAUUCUGUCAGUCAGUAGACUUCACCUGAAAUAAGUGUGUUGUACAGCUCAUGAGUAAGAAUUCCCCUAAAGUAGAGGGGUUUGAAGAAGGGCAAUAAAAUGAGUAGGAGAAAGUUUCUGCUAUGAAGCCACUGGGAGGACCAAGGCUUUAGUUUGAGUCUUCAAGAAAAAUAAUACUGUGAAGCAAGUCGGAAAGUAGAACUCUUGUUCUGUCUUGUAGUACAAGAAUAGGGGGACAAGUUAAUGAAGCUGAAUUGGAGUUACAUUUAGACUGAAUCGUUAUGCUCCAUGCUCAGAAUUUGAGCUCAUUCAGAGAUGAGGGUGGAACCUGAAGGGACAGACUGUCCUCAUGUCUGCAUCUUUUAAGAGCCUUUUGAUUUCUGCAGAAAUAUCUGGUAUUGGCUGGUGUCAGAGGGCAUUAAGAAAGAUGGGCUUCUGGACUGAUCCCAUCUGAGUUAAAGUGCCAGUGUCUAAGCUAUUAAGAGGAUAGAAGAUGGCUUCCAUGUGUGAAACAAUGCAUUUGAAUAUGCAAGGUCUCGUCCAGGGGAAUGAUCUUGUCCUGAGGGAAUUGCAUUCUAAAGCAGUAAGGGAUGUUACCAAUGAGCGUAUGAAUUUCUUAAUAGCUGUCCUUCAGUGCUGAAGGUUUGCCAUAUGAGGAAAUGAGGGACUGAAAUAUCUUCUGAUCUUGUAACUUGCUGAUAAGAUGUUCAAAAAUAAUGUUGUCAGUUAAGUGAGCUUUGAUACUAACCUACUGAAGUGACAUUCAGAUAUUGCUGUUAAACUCCAAAAGCUGUUAAGCAGCUACCUUCUAGUCAGUGUUUUCCAGUGUGUGAAGCCUUUUUGUCUAUAGUGUUUAUACACAGCCUCUUGGUUUGGAGCCUGAGCACUGAAGUCCAGAGUCCUUCAAAGGACCUUCAGUAUUUGUAAAGCUUAAGAUGAAAGGGAAAUAAGCAAGCAGUUCUGAAAUUUGCCCUGUGUGUCACUUUAUUUUGCAUAAAGGAGCGAUUUGGUUGUACAGAACUAUCUCUACUUUUUGCUCUUAGAUAAUAACCAUUCAGACUUCAAAAGGGCUUUUAUUGGCCUAAAUCACAGGGUAGCAGGAGCUAAAAAUGACCUAAAACUCUACUAGAAACAUUCUCCUGAGAGCCUGAAAGCAUAUAUAAAUGUGUGUAUACACAUGAACAGAUAGGUAUGUGUAAAUGUAUAUAUACAUGUGCACAUAUACACACAUACAUGCAAAAAUCUAGCCGGACUCUAGCUACCUCAGUUCACUGUGUAAUACUAAUGGUGUCUCAGAUGCAGCAGAAAUACUUUUUCAACUCUUCACUAAAGUAAGGUCUGACCAGGCUAUGUGUUGUUCUUGCCCAUUAUUCUUUGUCGCUCUGCCCCCAAUACUCUGUAUUUUGGUAACCUUUUCCUGGCAAAGAAGGUUAGAUGCUGUUUGGGCAGUCGGUAUGUGUUGUUUGCCAAAGCGAGCUGUACUUAGAGCAAGGUUAGAAGGGUAUGGGCAAUAAGAGGGACAAGGCAAAGGGGAGAGAUUAGCUUUAUUUUGAGACGUGGAAGUUCCCAGUGAGAAAAAUGGUGAACAUAGGUUAUGCAAAUAGCCUGUGGCUUCACUGAACCAACAGCUGGCUUCUGAACAAAAGCUGAUGUGAUAUGCUUUUUCAGUAUUUUCUUUGUUAGUUUUUGCAAUGGCAAACCACAUAAUGACAGCUAGGCAUUCAAGGUUCAAGACAGUUUUUUCUUGGAGUGGAAGGUGUAUUUUUGAUGAAGUGUUGCUUUGGUCCUGUAAUCAUGCAGAGAACAAAUAGUCACUAUGUGAAAAAAUGUCCUUCAUAGCCUAAUGUGGAUCAUAGAUGGAUGGGUCGUGAGGAGAAAUUUUCCCAGUGGAGUGAGUUAUGAUGCAUUAUUGAUCUCUCAACAAUUAGAAGGCUUCGUUUCUUUCUGCUAGGACAGUGGAAUUCAACCUGUGAUCCACAAGGCUGCUGGGGUUUUGUGUCCUGUUCCUGAAGACUCAAUAGUGAGAAACAGUGAGAAAAGUAAACUUCUUGCUGGUAGAAUUCAAUUCCAUAGGUGCAUACACCUUCACUGGAAAUUUUAGGGGGCUACAAGAUUGAAAAAAAUUUGAAAAACACUGAUGAGUCAUGAGAAAGCCAGUUACAGCUGCCAGACAAAUGUUUCUGCCAUUGAAGUAGCUAUGGAUUUCUGCAGUAUUUUUUUUCCCCUGCUCUACUGUAAGGUCAGUCAUUUUUUCUUCCAGCCUGUUCUUUGUCAUAUAACGAAAAUUCUUCCCUCCCUCCACUUUGAUCCUUACCUGAUCAGAGUACAGAAGUGCAAGGCUCUGGUAACCUGAACACAAAAGUGUCAUCUCUUUUUAUGUAACCUUGAUGCUGAAGGGCUUGCUUAGGUGCUCAGUGCAGUGUUGCAAACUUACGUUGACACUUCUGCCCAAGAAAAAUCUGCCCUGAGUUCAAUAAUGGAACCAGAGAACUUUCUAGUCCUAACUAUAUACUUAUGUUUAUCUUAAUAUAAAGUAAUUAGUAGGCAACUUCUGGGAGCAAGUAAGACCUGUCUCUAGCAAGUUGACAGACUGAUUUAGCAGGGCCUUUUCUGUAACUUAAGGAGUGAUCACACAGCAGAAGCGCACAUUUAAAAAUAGCACUGUAGACACUGCACACAAAGAUUAUGUAAUAGGAUUUUUCUGUCAUAGUUACUGUGAUCUGAGAUAUUUAUUUCAAAAGACAUAAUCUGACGUAGUUCACAGCCAUGGAAUGCAAAACUGAUACUUGAAGAGUAGUGGACAAUUAGUCAACAAUUAAUGGCACAUAAAAUACUUCAUGGAAAAUAGUUUCUGUAAUUUUAAAAUUAAAAACUAAUAAGAAAAUAGAUCUAAGGCUAACAGGUCAUGAGUUUGUUCACUUUUAGGUAAAGCAGUAAUUUUCAAACAAUAUACAUUCAUGAGUAUCUAGAAAAGUCUUUCUAGAUGGAUCCUAACAGAAGCAGGUGACCUCCUGUUUUCAUUCUUUUAAUCUGAGGUACUGUGUUACAAGAUGUACACUACUAAUGCUGGCCAUGCUUGCAAUGAAUAAACAAGGUGCCAAUUCACAGAAUCUGAAGCCCCUUCGGACAGCUCAUGGUAACCUCCACAGCUGUAGCUUAGGCUUGCCAUGUGCCUGGCUCAGGGUACUAGCCCACUAGCCCUGGGGCAUGAGGCAGCAGCGGGAGGCUCUGAGCAUUAUGCCAGCUUCUCUUACUGCUCAGCCUCCCAAGGGGCAGUGCCUGUCUUGGGCAGCUUGAAAUGUGAAGUGUUCCUGCCCGUGCCAGGGUGAUGGUCAGCACCCAGGCAUUGGUGCCAAAGGGCAGGAUCCCUGAGAUGCAGACGGGCUGGUGAGAGCAUGCACUUCCUGCAGCUGAGAGGGAUAAGGGCCACGUGGCAGGUUGGACUUCAUCCCAGACGUGCUUUCACUGCUGAAAAGAAAGUUGUGAAGAGUUCCCAAAAGACAACAGCUGUGGCUAUGUCAAAUCCCAGCGCUACGUGCCAAAACCCCAGUGCACGUAGCUGUGCCACACAGGAGAUCCUGUCUUACCGCAGCAAUCCAGAUUGCUGUCAUAUAGCUGUGUCUUGAUGGAGCUGUUCCCUAAAUCAGGGGUGGCAGCCAAGCGGUAGGUGUACCUGUAAGCUCUCUGUUCCUAGUGCUCUGGCAAGCACAAACCUUUUGUUAUAAAUACCUGACCCGCCAAAGGUAGGUUCGGAAAUCUUUUCUUGUGAGGCAAGGUCAAAGAGCAAAAACCGCAGCACUGGGCGCGUAGUCAGAGGCGCGCCAAACAGGUUCAAAUAUGAUCUACUUCUACCAUUGAGGUUGCACCAGCCAUAUACAUAUUCCUUGAAAUGAUUUAAAGAACUCCACCCCCACUGCGCUUGUGCUUUUCAGUCGUUGGGGUUCCUCUGGUGGUCGUGCAGGGAUGAAGUCAGCUAUCUUCCUCGUGGUGAACUUUGGACCCGAGCAGGGCAGCUUGUUACCUGUCUAGCACAGCACUUAGCGAAAAGCCAAUCUCUAUUUGUUUGUUUCUCACACUUUAGAAGGGUCGUGAUGCGGGAAAAAGGCCGUUUAAGUCAGUGAUGUAAUAAAGGCACCUUGUUGUAGGUAUGUAGCAGCUGUGGCGUAGGUAGGCUUUAUGCUUUUAUACGAGGUACUCUUAGUUUGGCUUUAAUUACUGAAGGUAGUGGAAGUGAAUUCCUCCCUGAUUCUUUUUUUUUUUUUUUUUUUUUUUUUGUAGGUGUGCAUGUGUAUAGCUGUAGUAGCUAUAGUAAGGUGCAUGCCAAGAAAGGGCGCCAAGGAAUGGUGUGUCCUGGUAACCAGCUGGGAGACUAGUAUUUCUGUGCUUUUUCAUUUCAGACCCCAAGCUUUUCUGAAUACUCUUUUGAGCUGGAAUAGUCUUUUCCUAAAAUUACCUGUUAAUAAGAAAAGUGAGCAAAGCAAAAGCCAGCCUUUGAGCUACUAAAACAGUUUUCUCCUUUGUGCUCUAACGAAAUGAUCCCUUUCCUCAAUGCAAACAUCCGUGACAUGGAGUGUGAAGCUGACCUGGGGCCUUCCUCGCCAUAUCUGCUCAGGAGAAACACACAUUAAUUUGAAAAUGCUUGUGGUGAGCCAGUUUUUUUGUUCCUCCCCGCUAGAGGUUCUGUAGGUGCUCAAAGAGGAGGGGGUGGAUGUUUCUAGGCAACCUUUCAGGCCCCUGAAAGGUCAACAGGCGGUUUGUGACCUCAGGUGGUUCCAUGGGGGCGGGGCCCUUCCAGGCCCCAUCCCCUCACUAUGCGCCACCACCGGGCAGCAGCGCUGCAGGUGCUGCUGGUGUUCCUGGGCCUGGCGGGGUGCCUGGCCAUGCCAGGGGACCUGUCCGGGGAGCUGCGUGUCACGGCCAUGUGGAUGACGGUGCCGAGGCAGAUGAGCCCCCGCGCCGGCACCGACCCCCUGGCCGUGGCCUACUGGCUGGAGGUGGCGGGGCAGCCACAGGUACUGCGCGUGCGGCCCAGGCGGGGCCUGGUCUCCCAGCCCUUCACCUUGGUCACCUACGGCAAGGACGGGGCCCCCUGGGAGGAGCACCCCUUUGUGCACGACAACUGCUUCUACCAGGGCGAGGUGCAGGGGAGUCCUGGCUCCCUGGUGGCCCUUGCCAACUGUGGCAGCGGCCUCCGCGGUGUGCUCUGGAUGGAGGAUGGCACCUAUGAGAUCGAGCCCAUCCCCCAUGAUCCAGCCUUCCGGCACAUCCUCUACCGCAUGGAGGCGGCCAACGACCCCUGGCACCCUACCUGUGGGCUGACCCUGGAGGAGCUGCAGCACCAAAACACUUUGCUGCCCUGGUUCAGGGUCCCCCAGGCAGAAGAGGGGGAGAUGCCGAAGGACUGGUGGACGCACGCCAGGUAUGUGAAGCUGGUAGUGGUCGUGGACAACAUGCGGUUUGUGAAGUCGGGCAGGAACGAAACCGAAGUCUUGAAGCAAGUCAUAGAAGUCAUCAAUAUUGGGGAUGCUCUUUAUAAACAGCUUUCUGUCCGGCUGUUUCUUGUCGGAUUGGAGAUCUGGAGCAAAAGCAACCUUAUAAACGUUACUAACUCUAUCAAAAAGACACUGGGUGACUUCAACAAAUGGCGAAAGUCAGACCUGUUUCCACGGAUGCGCCAUGAUACCGCUCACUUAUUUGCAUUUCAGAACUUUGGAGGGAGCCUGGGAUUGGCAUUUGUAGGGUCCAUCUGUGACAACCAGUGGUCGUCAGCAGUUGUGUCCUUCACUGAUAGGAAGUUGUCCUCACUUGUUACCACGUUUGUCCACGAGCUGGGCCAUACUCUUGGGAUGCGCCAUGACAAACAGGGCUGUAAAUGCAGACGGAAGAAAUGCAUUAUGUACGAAAACAACGCCGACACCGAUGCGUUCAGUGACUGCAGUUAUAAAGACUACUUUGACCUGCUUGGGCGUGGCGCUGCCUGCAUUCGUCAACCACCAGCACCCGGUACUCUCUACACCAUGAAGCGUGAAUACUGCGGGAAUAAGAUAGUAGAAAGCGGAGAGCAAUGUGACUGUGGUUCAGAAGCAGACUGUAGAAAGGAUCCUUGUUGCCACCCGAACUGUACAUUUACUGCAGGUUCAGUCUGUGCUUCUGGAAAAUGCUGCAAGAGCUGUCAGGUCCUUCCAGCAGGAACACUCUGCAGAGCAAGUACUGGUGACUGUGACCUGCCAGAGUAUUGCAAUGGGACUUCCCCGCAGUGCCCACUGGACAUGUACAUACAAGAUGGAACCCCUUGCACAGAUGGUGCUUACUGCUAUCGAGGAAAAUGUCCCUCCCACAGUAAACAGUGCCAGCGUCUCUUUGGCAAACAAGCCAGGGCAGCCCCUUUAGAUUGCUUCAAAGCAGUGAAUACUGUAGGCGACCGGUUUGGGAACUGUGGUAUUCGUGACAAUAUCCACUUUACAAAAUGCAGUAUUAAGAAUAUCUUAUGUGGUAGGGUCCAGUGUGAAAACAUAGGGACAUUACCUUUCUUGCAGAACCAUGUAACGCUAGUCCAAACCCCUGUUGGACAUAAAAAGUGUUGGGGUCUCGACUAUCACGUAGGGAUGCCAACGGCUGAUGUGGGAGCUGUGGAAGAUGGCACACCAUGUGGUAGUGACAUGCUUUGUAUCAACAGGACAUGUACCAGCAUAGCAGUGCUGAACUACGACUGUAACGUGACAAGGUGUCAUAACAGAGGAGUGUGUAACAAUCAUAAGAACUGUCACUGCAGGUAUGGCUGGGCUCCUCCAUAUUGUGAACAAGAAGGGUUUGGAGGCAGCAUUGACAGUGGACCCCCUCCAGCCAGGAGGAUUUCCCAGAGAGUGAAAACAGGAAUCACAAUACUUGCUCUUCUUUCCCUCUGUAUCUUUGGACUAACCCUUACAAUAUGUUAUAAAUGGGAAAGAGUGGGAUGGCUCAGGAGGAGAUAGGCCCACAGAAGAAGACAGUUGUUUAAAAUACUGGAAAAGCCAGCAGUCCCUGAAGGAGAACGCCGGCCGGCGAGUCAAAAUCCAUCACAAAGCGCUUGCUGAAGACCAACAAGCAGUAGCUUCGGGUGCUCCUGGAGAAACCUUCUUUGAGCAGAGCCAGCUGAUAACUCAUCAAAAUAACGCAGCACGUUCUGAAUUGCUCUAAUCUGAUGUGAUAUCAUUAAAUGCAGAGUAAAUGUUAUCUUUGAGUAUUUUAAGUUAAGAAACGCAGGCAGUAAGGCAUGCUCUUCUUUGCACCUUGAGCUCUUUAAACUGAAGCAGUAGGUAAUCUGUUAGGUAUAGCUUCUAUGCUUCAUAUCAACAGUUUACAAAUGUAAACUUCUUAAAACAGGUGUAAAUGAAUUAUUUCUUCCAAUGUACUCCACCUAAUGUUUUCUCUCAUUCAGGGGGAGAGGUGUUUGUGAGCAUCCUGCUUCUGUCGUUCCUUAAUAAACAAAAAGAGAAGAAAAUUGCUCUUGCAGCCUCCAUUUAUUUCCCAUCUGUGGCAUGCAAAGGUAUUAGCAAGAAGCAGGUAUUGCAGUGAGAUGCUGCAGGUGUCUGUGGCAUAAGCCCUUCCAACUGUUUCCAGGGAGUAGCCCUUCAAGAGGGAGGUAGAUUGUAGGGAACAGGGUCUUCAGGUUGCGAGAGGGAGGAGAAGAAUCAGCUGGAUCAUGCCAGUAAGCAUUAGAGAUCUGAACCGUCAGAUGUACGUCAGGAGUGUAGUGACACCAAACCUGACAUCUCACAAGAACAAGUUGUCUGUUGUUUCUUUCUUAAUAGUUCCUGUGCUAGACAAGUCAUGGUUUUGCUCAUCAUUGCAGGUGUAAUUGGGCCUUGAAUGCCUGUCUUCCACCUCUGAGGCAGGCGUCCUAACAUUCAGUUUAGCAGUUAAGUGUUAAUGUUGUAGCAUGAAGGCAUGUGGCGUGCUCUUCCUCUAGUCCAGAGAUCCAGCACACAGGCUGUGUUUCUCCCUCCCUGUAAAAUUCAGGAAUCCUGAAGUGCAGAUAACGUAUUUUUGACUGCAUUAAUUGGAAGAUUAUCUGUACUGCAACACUGAAUGAAUAAAAAGGUAGUGUAACACUGAAGACCAGAGCACCUGGUCCUCAUUUUCAUCAGAGGAAUUUCUGCAGCGUGUAGAUGUGGCUGUCCUAACAGCGCCAGGCAGCUAGGGGAUUCAGUUGCACUGGGCCUUGUUCAUUGUUUCCUGUUGCCUCUCCUGCCGCACUUGUAGCAUGUGCUGAAAUAGAUAAGGAUAAACUUUAACAAGGAAAUAAAUAGGGAUAGAUUUUGCCUUGCGGUAUUGUUCCCAAUAAUCUGUUGGUUCAAGAACUCCCCGAGGUGCAGGAGUCCCAGGUUCAAGUGGCUUCUCUGUUAGAUGGAACGUUGAACUACUUUGCCUCAUUUAUUGCUAGGUAAUGAUCUAUUCUGUAGAGUUUUGAGGGAAUGUCCUGAAUCCUCAGACUGAACACCUUCUACAGGACAUAGUCAUGUAUCUACUGAUCCCGGCGGCACUGGUCAGCACAGCGGUUCGAUGUGCUAAUUGUGGUUCGGAACCUAAGGCUCUGCAGGCUCUUUUACACCCACUCUAGCGUACUUUUAUCCGCUUCUUAACCUUUCAGGAGGAACCCGGCUCGAGUCUGGGGAGCAGUGCGGU